GGGCUGCAGCAUCCCUAGGGAGUUUGGAGCUGGAACCCCAGAAGUGAGAUGGGGGAGCUCCACGUGAUCCGUGAGUGGGAUUCUGUGGCCUUAGUUGCCCCUCUGCCUGGUGAAGAGAGGAAAGCGAACGGGAGGUGGGGCUCAGGCCAGGUGCGCCAUGACUCCAAGAGGGACAGGUAUGCCCCCUAGCUGGCUGUGGAAGGGUGGAGGGUAACCAGAUGAGUCAGAGAUUAGGAAGGUGGGAUAAGCAGGAGGAGGGCGGAGCCAAGUUCUGUUCGGAAUCUUGUGGGGGCGGGGCCUAAACACAGAGGCCUGAGGCCCUACCUUGGAGAGAGGUGACACACAGCAGGCCCAGCUGACAGCUGGGGAGGCAGAGAGCAGCACAUGCAAAGGCUCUGGUGGGGGAGUGCACGUGGUGCAGUCAGGGAACAUCAGGUAUUUUCGGAAUAUUUCAAGGAGCUGGAAGAGGAGAGUAUCCGCGACAACUUCGUCAUCAUCUACGAGCUGCUGGAUGAGCUCAUGGACUUCGGCUACCCCCAGACCACAGACAGCAAGAUCCUGCAGGAGUACAUAACUCAGGAAGGCCACAAGUUGGAAACAGGGGCCCCACGGCCCCCAGCCACCGUCACCAACGCAGUGUCCUGGCGCUCUGAGGGCAUCAAGUACCGGAAGAACGAGGUGUUCUUGGACGUCAUUGAGUCUGUCAAUCUCCUGGUCAGUGCCAACGGUAACGUCCUACGCAGUGAGAUUGUGGGCUCCAUCAAGAUGCGGGUCUUCCUGUCGGGCAUGCCUGAGCUGCGCCUGGGCCUCAACGACAAGGUUCUCUUCGACAACACGGGCCGUGGCAAAAGCAAGUCCGUGGAGCUGGAGGACGUGAAGUUCCACCAGUGUGUGCGGCUCUCUCGCUUUGAGAACGACCGCACCAUCUCCUUCAUCCCACCCGAUGGCGAGUUUGAGCUCAUGUCCUACCGCCUCAACACCCAUGUCAAGCCCUUGAUCUGGAUCGAGUCUGUGAUUGAAAAGCAUUCCCACAGCCGCAUCGAGUACAUGAUCAAGGCCAAGAGCCAGUUCAAGCGGCGGUCAACAGCCAACAACGUGGAGAUCCACAUCCCUGUGCCCAACGAUGCCGACUCACCCAAGUUCAAGACGACAGUGGGGAGCGUCAAGUGGGUCCCCGAGAACAGUGAGAUCGUGUGGUCCAUCAAGUCCUUCCCGGGCGGCAAGGAGUACCUGAUGCGGGCCCACUUCGGCCUGCCCAGCGUGGAGGCGGAGGACAAGGAGGGCAAGCCCCCGAUCAGUGUCAAGUUUGAGAUCCCCUACUUCACUACCUCCGGCAUCCAGGUGCGCUACCUGAAGAUCAUCGAGAAGAGCGGCUACCAGGCCCUACCGUGGGUUCGUUACAUCACUCAGAACGGAGAUUACCAGCUCCGGACCCAGUGAGGGGCCACGGUGGCCAACGCUCCCGGCCCAGCACUGGGGCUCCUGGUGGAAGCACCGGGAGGAAGCACCUGCCAAGCCUGCCGGAAGGAAGGGCUCCCCUGGACACCAGCCACCCUCCCGGCUCCACCCAGGGGCCCCUCCUCCUCCAGGCGCACCUGCUGUGCCGUCGCCACUCUCAUCCCCCAAGUCCCUUUUCCCAGAAGAGGCUUAUCUUCAAGAAGUCUCGUCUCUUUGCCCCCGAGUCAGUUUGAAGGGAAGGAAAGAAAUCUUUCCCUCCAGAGAUCAAAUACAGCCUUCUGUGCUGUUUAGCUCCUAGUCACGAAAAGAUUGGGAAACGCUCGCCAGACCACCGUCUGGCCGGGCUGGCAGGGCCACCGUUUUGUUGCCAUUCUGUUGAACGUUGUAGGUUUAUUGAGUGUUCCUGGAUUUUUGUCUUGGUCCGUUGCUGUUUACGUGAACUUCACUGUCCACGCCUCCUGCCCCUCAUCCUGAAGCGCUCAGGCAGCACUUAGCGAGGACAGGACCUCCCCGUUCCUCGCCCUCCUCCCCAGCGAGGCUGACGCUGGGUCGCCUUCCCACAUCGGGCCAGAACCUGGCACUUUGAUCGGAGGCUGCAGCUGAUGGCUGUUCUUGGAGGCUCCUUGGCCUGGACGCAUAGGCUUCAACAGAGGCGCCUUCUGAGGGCCAGCCUGUGCCACACGAUGCUGUCACUCAGCCACAUCAGUGUUUGUCCCCCCAGGGGAGGUGGGGUCCAGGAAGGGCCCCUGGCCUCAGAGGGUGGGGCGCACGGGUCAUCCACAUCCGUGCUUGGACACCACCCCCUUCAACCCUGUCUGUGUUUGUGUCAUGAGUACAUUAAAUUCCAUCAGUUACA
Messenger RNA from Orcinus orca (killer whale), 2314 nucleotides. RefSeq names its product adaptor related protein complex 1 subunit mu 1 (gene AP1M1). The coding region runs from base 385 to 1440 and encodes 351 amino acids. Gene Ontology annotation, biological process: vesicle-mediated transport; intracellular protein transport. NCBI's taxonomy places the organism in Eukaryota, Metazoa, Chordata, Mammalia, Artiodactyla, Delphinidae. Gene Ontology annotation, cellular component: clathrin-coated vesicle; clathrin adaptor complex. The record is from RefSeq and is a predicted model, not a curated record. Gene Ontology annotation, molecular function: clathrin-cargo adaptor activity. The transcript is spliced from 10 exons.